UGAACAGCCUUCGUGCCACCAGGGCUCGCGUUUCUUUGAACGAGAUACAGAGGACAUGGCUCGACUCGCUUGCGUAUUUCUGGUCUUUGUGCUGGCCUAUCAGUGUGCUGACGUGGUAAACGGUGAUGUUAAAGAGGGAGACCUUCCAAGCUUCGUGGGGAAUAAAGGAGAAUUCCUUGGAAGAUUGAAGCAGCUUUGUAAAAAGAAUUAUAACACGAUUGAUAUUUUUGCAGUGGACUUAUCUGACUGCCGCGUUUCCUGCUCGAUGAGGGAAUUUGGUGCGGUUUAUUCUCAACUACAUCUAAUAAACAGAGAACCAUGCAGCAAUGAUGGCGGGAUAUGCGUCCAAGGAAUAUGCGCCUACACGUCAUGA
This is a messenger RNA of Ixodes scapularis (black-legged tick), 373 nucleotides long. RefSeq lists its product as uncharacterized. The record is from RefSeq and is a predicted model, not a curated record. Lineage: Eukaryota; Metazoa; Arthropoda; Arachnida; Ixodida; Ixodidae. The coding region runs from base 56 to 373 and encodes 105 amino acids. The transcript has 5 exons.